ACGAAACUGCUUGAUCAAAUUAAAAACGAAAAUUGGAUGGUAAGCGUCAAACUUUUUUUGGGCUAGCAGGCGCUUCUAUUUUUAAUGUUGUUGAUAAGGCAAGGGACAAGCUGCAGAUUCAAAAUAAUUGAAUCUACUGUUGAAUCGCCUAUUAAAGUCCCAAAUCUGGUCACUGAUAAGGGGAAAUCACGUUGAUUGGAGUCUGCCGAAAGCCCUUUGCCUUGCUUUUCUUGGUCUGUUCCAAGCAUAGCAUUGCGCAUACAUAAAUAGGGAAGCAAGCCGAGCACGUCAUCAGCACACAAGUCCUUCACUGGGUCAACGGAGGUUUUUGCUUCUUCUCCGGCGAAGGAGGGGGAAAUAGCAGAGCCGCCGGAUAUGGCUUCGUGGAAUUCAGGUCCGCUCGAAGUCACAUACCAAUUACUGGGUUGGUCCGCUUUCACCUGCUGGUCUAUCAGUUUCUACCCUCAAGUCAUCUUGAAUUUUCGCAGGAAAAGUGUCGUGGGGCUCAACUUUGAUUUCGCCCUGUUGAAUCUGAUCAAGCACUCUUCCUAUCUCAUCUACAACGCCUCUAUGUUCUUCAGUUCCGCUGUUCAGAAGCAGUAUUUUGAGGAAUACGGCUAUGGAGAGAUGAUACCUGUAGCAGCAAAUGAUGUUGCUUUCUCUGCCCAUGCCGUGCUACUCACUGCAAUUACUUUGUUUCAAAUUGUGAUCUAUGAGCGUGGAACUCAGAAAAUCUCCAAACUUGCCUUUGGAAUUGUCUCUGUGGUAUUGCUUACUGCUGCGGUUUGUUUCUUCAUAGCUUUGCCUUCACACUCUUGGCUUUGGCUCGUCUCCGUCUUCAACACAAUUCAAGUAUGUAUGACAAUCAUAAAAUAUGUUCCUCAGGCAAUCAUGAACUUCAUGAGAAAAAGUACUGACGGCUUCAGCAUUGGCAACAUUCUGCUUGAUUUCUCUGGAGGCAUAUCAAACUAUGGACAGAUGGUUGUGCAGUCCAUUGAUCAAGGUUCUUGGGUCAACUUCUAUGGGAAUGUAGGAAAACUGAUGCUGUCUUUGGUGAGUGUAUCCUUUGACAUAUUUUUCAUGUGUCAACAUUACGUGUUUUAUCCUGCCAAGAAAGCUUUAAAAUCAGUGGCUUCUGUGGAACCUGAGGAUGACAUCAAAGAGCAUCUUGUGCGACGUUGUGAUGAACCAGUAACAGCGAUAGAGAAUGUGUGAAGUGUGAUUUACUUCGUAAUGAUCAUGUCAGCCUUCCUUGGAUGAGUUCUUAAAUUCCAUACAGAAGGAGAAUCAUACACUUCAGUUUCCUCUUGAGAAUGAAUGUUGUGUAUAUAUUUGUUCCGCGUUACUUUUUAUUUAUAUUUUCCUUUUUUUGUUCCUCUUUAAUUCGCUCUAUGAAGCCAACAAAUAUUAUGGGGCUUCUAAAGUGAAGGUGCCGUUACAAUUUAGCAGUUAUUGAAGGAGGCACUAGUGGUCCUGGCAUGCACAAUUUCAUGGGAAAUAUAGAUUUGGUCGCUGCCUCUAGCCAUCCCCCUAUCCAUUUGUUUAUUCUCUUGAGUGUAAUGCUUCCCAGACAAUGACAUGAUCAAUGUCAGUAUCAUUCAUGUAUUAAAUAAAAACUCUUAUGUUUAUCAAAUAGUACAUCACAAUUCUUUCUCA
Messenger RNA from Prosopis cineraria, 1656 nucleotides. RefSeq names its product cystinosin homolog. Lineage: Eukaryota; Viridiplantae; Streptophyta; Magnoliopsida; Fabales; Fabaceae. Gene Ontology annotation, cellular component: vacuolar membrane. Gene Ontology annotation, molecular function: L-cystine transmembrane transporter activity. The transcript has 8 exons. Gene Ontology annotation, biological process: L-cystine transport. The record is from RefSeq and is a predicted model, not a curated record. The coding region runs from base 376 to 1215 and encodes 279 amino acids.